Messenger RNA from Alternaria burnsii, 6234 nucleotides. RefSeq lists its product as uncharacterized. The transcript is spliced from 8 exons. Gene Ontology annotation, biological process: protein phosphorylation. The record is from RefSeq and is a predicted model, not a curated record. The coding region runs from base 1 to 6234 and encodes 2077 amino acids. Lineage: Eukaryota; Fungi; Ascomycota; Dothideomycetes; Pleosporales; Pleosporaceae. Gene Ontology annotation, molecular function: ATP binding; protein kinase activity.
AUGGUGUUUCAGGAACGUCUGUCAGGCCAGCCGAAAGGCCAAGAAUAUGUCUCUCAAAACCCCAUGUCAUCGACUGUUACCCCGACUGCGCAGGAUACCACUGCACAACAUACUAAUGUAGCCAUCUCAGCUCCGCAUAGCUCUAUUGCUGAUGGUUUGGCCUCGGGUGCCUCAAAAGCGCAAGACUCAGAUGCUGAUAGCUUAAUGGAUGCUACCGAGAUGGCUAUUGAGGAUUUAGCCUCAGCGAUCGAAAAAGCGUCUUGCACAAACUCCAAGAAUGAGGCAUUUCUCCCCGCUGAUAAGAUAGCCGGGUUUGUAGAAGCAAAGAGAAUCAGACGCGUCGUCGGGCACACUCAAUUCUUCGAUAGAAUGGAAGAUCUUGUCAGAUUCGUCCAAGGGGAUGCGCAGCGAUUGUUCCUCACUCUCGUGAUGAUGGAGAGCGAUGCGCUGGAACAAGAGCUCAAACACUUCCAAGACAUGGGGUUCGAUGAUAGUGUGUUACCAAUUCGGGUUGACCACCGGAAUCAUUCAGCACACAGCCUACUAGACCCGUCUAGUGCCACACGAUACCCGUUGCCCAUAAAGUGGAAACGAAAAGAAAAGGUUUGUUUCGAAGAAUACCAACGGCGGUUCACUGCUCCAGUCUUUGGUUCACCGAAUACUUUCCAUCAAUUUAUUCCUGAAGGGCAACGACUACCCUACCUGGAAGUCGCUCCAAAACCUACGAGCAGCGGUUACUUUGGAGAGGUGUCAAAAAACAUCAUUCACGCCAAGCACAUCCAUCCGUCGAUAGAGCUCCCCGUCAUGAUCUGGACUUCAAAGAAUCCUGUUGAGGGCGAAGAACUCAUGCAGGUAGACGCCAUAGCAGUGGCAGUCAAGAAGACGAAAGAGGGCGAGGAUGAUCCCAACUACAGCCGCGCCGAGUUCUUCGACAAAGAAGUCGGCAACCUAAAACGGGUGCGAGAAUACGACUCACCACAUCUGAUCAAACCAAUCUCCGGAUAUCAAAAUGGCCAGGACAGAUGCCUGAUGUUUCCCUGGGCAGAAGGAGGCAAUCUGGGUGGCUAUUGGAAGGACUUCCCGCUGCAAGCCAGAAACCGAAGCCAUGUCCUAUGGCAGCUUCGUCAGUUUGUUGGUAUCUGUUCCGCUCUAACGGAACUUCACAACCGCAACGUUAGACAUGGAGAUCUCAAGCCCGAAAACAUUCUUUGGUUUGAUCCAAAGAACGACGGAGGAAUCUUGCAAAUCGCAGACCUGGGUCUCGCCACUUUCCACAAGAAGGAAGAAGACACAAGAAACCGCCAAGGGAUGCCUACUCAGACACCUUCUGGCACGUCUCGAUACGAGCCGCCGGAGAUGGAUGAAAAGCGUAAUUCACAGGACCCCCGAUCACGCCAGUAUGAUAUUUGGUCUCUAGGAUGCAUCGUCUUCGAACUUCUCUUGUGGCUUGCUUAUGGUCCGAGUGACAUCACUAUCUUCAGAAACAACACGCCUUACUUCUGGCAGAAGCACCACAGGCGUAGGAACAACGAAUAUGUAGUCCACGAAUAUGUUGUUGCGAUCAUGGAAACACUGGAUCGCGACUUAGAGCCUGGCACAGCGUACAAGGACCUGCUUAACCUUGUUCGAAACAGACUGCUCGUCAUCAAAUACUCUGCGAAUUACAAUGAUGUACCAGACGAUUGUCGAGAGGGUGCGACGAAGGUGCACGAGUACUUUGCGAAGAUUGUGCAGAGGUGUGAGUUCAAUAGCGAUUACCUGAAACCUCUCACAGAAAAGCUCAGAUACCCUGAGGCUGAGCUGGACGGAAAAGCAACUCACCGAAACGGAGUUCAACGCAACGAAGUCCACGAAAAGGAUGGUAAUCUCGCCGUGCCUGGGCAGCAUUCAAAUGUUCAGCAUGCUUUACAUUCGAACCAAAUGCCGGAAGACAUCGCGCAGAUAACUCAAUCAGGUAUAUCUGACCCGGACCAAGACAUCCCUGGGAUUGCAAUUCGCGCUGCAACUAUGGAUUUGAACAGCGGUAGUUUGACACCUCAGACGUCACAAGUGUCCAACCAUCAUGAAUCAAAGAAACCAAAUAACCUCAACGACGACUGGACGUCUUCUCCAGACAACGGUUUUGCCGCUGGGUAUUUCGAUGUCAUAGGCUGGCACCGAGCCAGACCAACACCAAGCAAGGCACUUUCGAAGUCUUGCGGACACUUUUACUCUAGGGAGAUAGUGAACUUGUUCAACACAGUAUGUGACCUUGCAGUACUGCAGGAGAAUGCAAAAACAUGCGGUUUGUGUGGCAUUCUUCAGGAUGCCUUGACUCGAAAGAAUGUGAGGCCGCCACUAGGAGUAGUCAACCUACGUAGCGACUCUGCUCAUGUAGGUCUCCGAGACGGACCCAAUCUUCUUUCUCUGUAUUGCGAACCCGAACAAGGUGUACAGGUUUCUAGUGGUGCACAGCUGGGUCUGACACAGCUCUUCAAUCCAGAUACGUCCGAGUUCUUUGCGCUUCUAAACGAAUGGAUCCGAGUAUGUGACUCAGAUCAUAUUAUCUGUCAGCAUGACGACGAUGCACUCACUAUGCCUACUCGACUCAUAGAGGUGGGCGACCACAUGCGCCUCGUUGACACAGCAACAAUCGAACCAUCCCGAUAUGUCGCCUUGAGUCAUUGUUGGGGACCCCUGCAAAAACACGAAAGGUUCUGUACUUACAAGUGGAAUGUCUCGCAACGCAAGGCAGCCAUCGAGUUCGACGCUCUACCAUGUACAUUUCGCGAUGCUGUCACUGUGACGCGGGGUCUCUCGGUCAACUACAUCUGGAUUGACUCACUGUGCAUCAUUCAAGACGAUGAAGAUGAUUGGCAGAGUGAGGCAAGCAAGAUGGAACAGGUGUUCAGCGCUGCAUAUUGCACUAUCGGCGCAAGCGCCGCCAAAUCAUCGCUGCAGGGGUUUCUUACAAAUCGAAUUCCUCGAUCUGUAGUGAAAGUACCGAACGAUGUAUCGAGGUCCAUAUAUGCCUGUGUUGAUAUCGACGAUUUUCAAAGCGAUGUGGAGCUUUCGCCACUCAACAGCCGAGGCUGGGUUUUGCAAGAGAGGGCGCUGUCACGUCGCACCAUCUUUUUCACGUCCACACAGGUGUACUGGGAAUGCGGUGCUGGCAUACAUUGUGAGACUUUGGCUGUUCUUAAGAAUCCUAAGGUUACUGCUCUACUCGGUGAUGCAAAUUUCCCGACAUCCGCCGUCAGCCACUACAAAGAUGGCAGGCAGCUACUUAUACAAGAUCUGUAUGAACGAUACUCAGGAUUAGCAUUCACUAUGCCUGCCGAUCGAUCCAUCGCGAUACUAGGUCUGCAAAAGCGGCUCUCACGUGCAUUCAACACCAAAGCAGCUCACGGACUCUUCGAUGCAUAUUUCGCUCGAGGCUUGCUUUGGAAGCGUCGCCAUUGGCAGCGCAUGGAGCCCAUCGUCCAACCACCAGGUCGCCGGGUUCCUAGCUGGUCUUCCCUCUCAAAGCAUGGCAGCAUACAAUACAUGGAUGCAACGAAUGAAUUGAGAUUCGAGAACGUUUCCUGGGCCACUGACGACUUUCAGAAUCCCUUCGUAACCCGAAAGGAACCCGUCAAGGACGACGACAUAGUAGCGUUUUCGGGACGAGCAAGGAAGAUGCUGGUCUCAAAGCUAGAUAUGCUGACCAACGUCACAUUCGAUGGGGAUGAGGACUUUGCGGUGGACGAUCUACGCGAUAUGCGAACAUACGAGACGCUGGCAGUGGAGCAUUCCCAUCGAGCUACGCAUACCCUUCUGGACAAUGAACACCCCGAUUCGUUGCAACCGCGUUCCCGGCCACCACGCAAAUCACUUACAGUCCCAAAUCUCAUCAAUACCCGCUACAACACCGAAGAGCAUCCUUACGGUAGCCCACCUAUCAACAUUAGUGAUGAUAAAGGACGGACUCGCCUAGCCCAUGAUGGCGACUACAAAAGGAGACCUUUGACUGGUUCAGAAAGUAGAGGAAGUGAAGAAGAGUCUUCGAUCCAUAGAGUCGACGAUCUAGGUUUUGAGGCCGCUGCUGCCCUUUUCUCAGCAAUCCCUCGCGGAACCAGCGAUUGCGACUCAGUGUUAUCUAGUCCUAUCGAGGAUUUAUUCCGAGAGCGGAAGCUCGAUCACGUGUUUCGGUCGCAGGUGUCAUCAAGGUCCGUAUCUGUCCAGAAUCGCCUCCAACGGAAAAUCGAGCGAGCUCUGGUUUGCUGUGCACUUGACAAGCAAGAAUAUCUGCCCUUGGAUAGAUUUGAGUCGAUAUUCGAUUCGGAGUCGAUCGCCAUGCUUUUGCAAGAAGCAUGCCACUUGAAAACAAACGAGGAGUUGAGAGACAAGUUUGCAAAGAUAGUAGAUUCCGAGACAGGUAGAAGUCGGCGACGAAUUUUGGGUGUCUUGGUCUUCAUGUCACGCGUUAACUACAUCGACAACUUCAUACAAGAAGAUAUCUGGGAUAUCAACCUCCCGCUCGAGCGUUCAGCAAGUAUUCUUAACAAACUUGUUCGAACCCGCAAUUCAGAGAGAGCAUUUACUUUGGGAAACUGGAGUAGGAAUGAGAUUGAGCUAUUCUUUAUUUAUCAGAAGAUGCUUUUCGUACCAUUCUUCGACAUCAAAGAGCACCAAUUGUGUUCCUACGACCUCGGGUCAGACAUCAGGCUACCUUGGAAGUCGUUCGAGCACAAGACCAAUGGGGGCUUUGGUGCUAUUCACAAGGUCGAGAUACACUCGUCUCACCAUAACUUUGCAAGGUCCAAUUCUGGAAUCAAUCCGGUAUUCGCUUUGAAGGCUAUAGAAGCAGAGGACCACAAGGCUUACAAAGAAGAACUUUCUGCACUCGAGAAGACCUGUGCGCGAGUUCAAGAAGAGAAGCACCUCAUUAAGCUUUUGCUGACGUUCCGACAUGGUGAUAAAUUCUAUCUGCUCUUCGAAUGGGCCGACGGCAACCUCGAUGAAUUCUGGAGAACGCAUUCACCUGGACCGCGCACGAGUAUGCGUGAGAGAUGGGCUGCCCAACAAUGUCUUGGGCUCACAAGAGCAGUCAGCCGGAUUCAUGGGCUUACCACAUGGCAGAUGAGACAAAGGUCGUCUUUGGCAGGGUCACUCAUGGAAGCUGAGCGAGAUUGGGGAAGACAUGGUGACAUCAAACCUGAGAACAUCUUGUGGUUUGAGGAAUAUGGAAACGAUCACAACCUUCUCGUGAUGUCAGAUCUUGGUCUCACGCGCUACCAUUCCCAAUUUUCGAAGUCCAUCGUUCCGCGCUCACAUAUCGAUGGGCAUAGUUGGGCUUAUCGACCACCCGAGUUAGAUAUGGAUGAGAGAAUUUCUCAAAAGUACGACAUUUGGUCCUUGGGAUGCGUUUUCCUAGAGUUCUGCGUUUGGUACUUGCAAGGCCAUGAAGAAGUUGAACUUUUUAGUUUCCAGAGGAUAGACGAAGAUCUGCCAACUUAUGAAGGAGUAAAGAUCGAGAAGUUCUUCAACAUCGAGAAAACCGAGGAUGGACAAAAGGAGUCGCAUGUGAAGAACGCAGUGGAAGAGCGACUGAGAACCUUGAAGGGUCUAAGUGAUCAGAGUACAUUUGCCAAGGGUUUACUCCGUAUCAUCGAGGAGAAGAUGCUUCAAUGCGCGCCCAAACAUCGGGCAACGAUUGACCGCAUCAAAGCUGAUCUCUGGAACAUUCUGGAAUCUAUCCCGAAAGAAUCGAAUCCCCAAGAGCUCUCACAAGAUUUGGCAUACAUUAGACGAGACGAUUCUGCGCCGUCAUUGGGAGCGCCACGAGAUCUAAGUCUGUAUGAAGUGGCACGCGAGCCGACGAUCGAUGACCCAGACACGACAACGGAAGAUGGGAGCGAUACCGAUCUAGUAAUGCCGACGAGAUCUCAAAGAUUGAGACGGGAAAAUGCUGAGCAAAGCGAAGACCGUAGGGAUGCCGCACCGAGCAAAGAUGGACAGGGCAAUUUCGGAAUACUCGCAGCAGACGCGACAGCAGAAACAAGACCGAAGGAGACGAACGACCGAUUGCCACAUGUAGUAUUGGGGCCAGAAGAUGGUGAAGCUCCGCACGGGGACGCCGCUAGCUUCCAUAUAACGGGUAGAUCUCCACAGACAACGAAAACUAACAAGACAAAGAAGCGCCACAUCAGGCAGAAGUCAAGAAAGUGGUUCCAGGACCAGCUCACAAACCUGAAUCGCAUGUGGAAAGGUUGA